AUGUCUCAUCAUCAGCCACACCAAGACUCCUUUCAUGACCCUCUAAAGCCCUGGAAAUACAUUCCCUUCCAAACCCUCAGAAUAACAACAGAUGCUUUCACCAAUUUCAUGAAAGGUUUCCUAGGAAUUUGCCUGGUGGGCUCCAUAUCUUUGUUCUCCUUCUUAGCCUUCUCCAAAUGGUUUGGGUGUUCAGAGUACCAGAAUAUCUUCAUAAGCACGAGCUCUGAGUUUAGUACUGGCUACGACGUUAGAGCACACAGCCACGAAACCAACAUAUCCCAUAUUCUCUUCGGCAUUGGCGGCUCCGCCAAGACGUGGAAUUUUCGCCGCCAUUAUUGUGAAGCCUGGUGGAAACCAAAUGUCACGCGCGGAUUUGUCUGGCUCGAUGAACGGCCUCCGGAAAAUGAAUCGUGGCCAGAAACUUCCCCGCGGUUCCAGGUUUCCCAAGACACGUCUAGGUUUAAGUACACUUGCCCGUACGGUUCGAGGGCGGCGGUUCGGAUUGCGCGGAUCGUGAAAGAGAGCUUCGAGUUAGGGUUGGAGAACGUGAGGUGGUUGGUGAUGGGGGACGAUGACACGGUGUUUUUUCCUGAGAAUUUGGUUGCGGUUUUGUCCAAGUAUGAUCAUAACCAGAUGUAUUAUAUCGGUAGCAAUUCGGAGAGCGUGGAGCAAGAUCAGGUGCACUCGUACACGAUGGCGUACGGCGGCGGCGGUUUCGCCAUUAGCUACGCCCUUGCGGCGGUGCUCGUUAGGGUUUUAGAUGGGUGCAUUGAUCGGUAUGCCGCGUUUUACGGUUCCGAUCAAAAAAUCGGUGGCUGUAUGAGUGAAAUCGGCGUUCCCCUCACCAAAGAACUCGGCUUUCACCAGAUGGACAUAAGACAAAAUCCAUACGGGGUGCUGGCGGCGCACCCGGUGGCGCCGCUGGUAUCACUGCACCACCUGGACUACGUGCAGCCUCUGUUUCCGGGCACUAGUCAAGAGGAAUCUGUGAAGAAAUUAGUGGAGGCCUACAAAUCAGACCCCAGUCGGACAUUACAGCACAGUUUCUGCUACGACCUUAGCAGAAAUUGGUCCAUUUCAGUGUCUUGGGGAUACACAAUCCAACUCUAUCCCACAUUGGUGAACGCCAAAGAAUUGGCGACGCCAUUCCGGACAUUCUUAACGUGGAAGUCAUGGAACGAAGGCCCCUUCACCUUUGACGUACGUAGAAUGAGCUCAGACCCAUGCGAAAAGCCUCUGAUGUUUUACCUAAACCAUGUUCAUAACUUGGGCAAUGGUAGCACCGUGAGCAGUUAUACGAGGCCAAAAGUGGACGGAAACCAAUGCCAGAACGAGAACUAUGCACCUGCGUUGUUGGUUCACUCAUUCAAUGUCUCCGCGCAAAUUUUAAGUCGGGAGAUAUGGAAAAAGGUACCACGUCGGCAAUGCUGCGAGGUGGUCAACGACGGCGAUGGGGCGGAGGGAAUUUUGCAGGUCAAACUUAGAGGAUGCAAUCAAUGGGAAUCAGUUACGCCUCCAUAG
Molecule: messenger RNA, 1521 nt
Organism: Ipomoea triloba (trilobed morning glory)
Lineage: Eukaryota; Viridiplantae; Streptophyta; Magnoliopsida; Solanales; Convolvulaceae
Exons: 4
Coding region: 1-1521 (506 amino acids)
Molecular function (GO): acetylglucosaminyltransferase activity
Source: RefSeq, a predicted model, not a curated record